Molecule: messenger RNA, 1298 nt
Organism: Dromiciops gliroides (monito del monte)
Lineage: Eukaryota; Metazoa; Chordata; Mammalia; Microbiotheria; Microbiotheriidae
Gene: COMMD5
Product: COMM domain containing 5
Exons: 2
Coding region: 191-889 (232 amino acids)
Cellular component (GO): nucleus
Source: RefSeq, a predicted model, not a curated record
CGCCCGCGAGGGGGCUGCAGUCCCUUCUUCCUUUAGGUGCAGCUGCUCCCCUCCCCACUUCUUCGGGAGAGCUGCAUCCGGGGCUACCGGAUGCUACACGCGCCGGCCCCUCCCCUCCCUUGGGGUCCACCGCCUCCGGGGCUUGAGCGCUGGGUUCCUUUCACCGCAGGCGGCUAGGGCGGUGCCAGUCAUGUCAGCGGCAGGGGCGGCUGCGGGCCGCGGCCUGAAACCCGCCGCUCCCUACCUGCCCCCGGCCGGGGACGGGCACGGCAGCCGGGGGAGCUUCCUGGGCCCCCGGCCGCCGGCCGCGGUGGAGGCCAUGGCCCGGCAGUUGCGGGACCUGGACAAGGACCUGUUCCGGCAGCUGCUCAAGGUGGUGGUGAACGCCCUGCGGGGCGAGGACUGCCGGGGGGCCACGCGGCGGAUCGUGGACUCGUCGCCGCUGUCGGAGGCGCAGCUCGGCGUCUUGGUCGCGGGCAUGUACGCACUGCUCCGGGAGGCCCUGCGGCUGCCGGCGUCCGCCCUCAAGCCCGACACGUUCCGAGAAGACCUCCAGCAGCUGCAGGUGCCCGACGAGUUUGUAGCGGAUUUUGCCACCGUGGUUUUUGGCAGCCGGCGUCCCGACCUGGACGUCCUGGCCCGGGCGCAGGGCGCCCGGCUGCCCUCGGUGGAGGACUUCAGGUGGAGGGUGGACGUGGCCAUCUCCACCAGCUCGCUGGCCCGCUCCCUGCAGCCGUCCAUCCUGAUGCAGCUGAAGCUCUCGGAUGGGAGGGCCCAUCGGUUUGAGGUGCCCGUGGCCAAGUUUCAAGAACUAAGGUACAACGUUGCCUUGAUCCUGAAAGAAAUGAAUGACCUCGAAAAGAGAUGCGUCCUUAAAAUCCAGGACUAACGCCCGCCUGCCCGUGCAUUCAGCGCCGAAGACCCCCAACAAGCCUCCUCUUAAUGACCGAACCCAGAAUCAUGAAACAUAAUGUCUCUCAACGUUGUACCGUUUCUUACUGUCCUGUAAAUAUUUUUCAAUUAAAAUACUGGUUAAGAAAAAACAAGCUUAAAUUAGGGUGUUUUUCUCCCAAAAAUGCUUAUGAAGAUGACCGUUUAUGUUUGAAAUCAGUUUUGUGUGAUUCCUAAGGAUACACUUUAAAAUAACCAAUAAACAUUGAAGACUUUCGAAAAAAGCCAUCACAAGGCAGGAUCUGCCUGUUGAAGAAGUAGACCAAGAACUGAUUGAAGAUGGUCAGUUUGAGGAAAUUCUGAAGAAACCCUGUCCCACACAAUACAGUGCUAUCAAAGAAGAAGAU